Molecule: messenger RNA, 1839 nt
Organism: Blastomyces gilchristii SLH14081
Lineage: Eukaryota; Fungi; Ascomycota; Eurotiomycetes; Onygenales; Ajellomycetaceae
Exons: 1
Coding region: 727-1536 (269 amino acids)
Biological process (GO): dephosphorylation
Molecular function (GO): phosphoprotein phosphatase activity
Source: RefSeq, a predicted model, not a curated record
UUUAACUCAGCCCUAACCGACGAUUCUGAAGCGGAAGAUGAGAAGUUGAGAAAUAAUCGCUAUGAUCAAUUAUGGAUAAAAUUGCCCAUGUAACAAAAGUUGAAUAUGAGCCAUGAAUCUGGAGUGUUGAAUUCCAGAUGCAAAGAUUGUUGAAGUCGGCAGGUGUCCAUUGCCUUCGGACUGGGCUGAUUUAUUGCAUACAGUCCCAUAAUCAUCAUCAAGAAGAGCGUGAAAGCAUCUCAUUCCCCAGCUUAUAAAACUUUUGUGAACAAUAUAGUUUUCUCCCUUUUCUAUAGAAUAGAAUCGUAAACAUUGUUUAUACGGCGGAUAUUAGCCUACCCUUCGGGGACGUGUCCGUUUGGUUCCCGCGUUGAGUAUGUAGUUAGUACACAGGGACUCUGCAAAAUUGCACAGCAGUAGGCCUCGGCAAAAAUCCAUAUUGUUAUCCACCGCGGGGCAGCUACAAAUAAUGGAUUAAAUAAUCCGCUCUUAUCUCUACGUCUGUGCCAUGUUAAAUACAUUUUAGAUUUAUGUAAAUCAAUUCGAUUCUAAUAAUGGUGAGGCUUUGAAUUCGAUUAUCGAAAGCAAAAUAAAAAACAAAGUGAGAAAUAUAUCGCAAUCCAGCAAGGAGACGAGGCUGUAAAUAGUCCCACCAUCCCUCGGCAAGAAGGAAAACAGAAAAGAAUAUACGGUGGUAUUAAGAACCGAGAAGAAAGAAAGAUAAACAUGACCAACCUCCCCUCCCCUCCCUUCCACUCCGCGGAUGGCAUUGCCAACCUCCGUGACCUGGGCGGCUACGCAAUUUCGCCUACUACCUCCGUGCGGCGCAACUUCAUUUUCCGCUGCGCUACUCUGUCCAACACCACACCCGAAGGUGCAAACUACCUUACCAGUAAACUCGGCAUAACUACCAUCUACGACUUCCGCUCUAUCCCCGAGUGCGAGCGCUCCCCCUCAAUCGACAUACCCGGAACAACCCGCCGCCACGUCCCCGUUUUCAAAGACCAGGAUGCAAGUCCCGAAGGCCUUGCGUUGCGCUAUAUGGACUAUGCCUCCUCUGACGGACCGCAAGGAUUCAUGCGCGCGUAUGCAGAGAUACUGAGGGCGGGCGCUGCGGGGGGAGCGUUCCGUGCUGUGUUUGAACAUAUCCGCGACAGGCCUGAGGAGCCGUUGUUGUUCCAUUGUUCGGCCGGAAAGGACAGGACGGGUGUAUGCGCCGCGCUGAUUUUGCGGAUCGCCGGGCUUCUGGAUGAUGAGGUUAUUGGGCGAGAGUAUGAGCUCACUGAGGCUGGGUUGGGUGAGUUGCGACAACAGUCUAUUGAUAGGGUGUUGGCUCAUCUAGCUUUUGAUGGUGAUAGGGAGGGGGCGGAGAGGAUGGUUUCAGCAAAGGCGGCGGCGAUCAUGGCGACAAUGAAGUGGGUGGAUGAGAAAUAUGCUGGGGCGGAGGGGUAUUUGAAGAACGGGAUGGGAUUUAGUGAUCAGGAUAUUGCGGCAAUAAGGAAGAAUUUGAUAAAACAAGAGAAGGCGAUCCUUUGAAUGUAUACAGUUUUGGGAAAUGUGAUGACUCACAACAAGAUACGAAUGCGGGCUUAUAGAUGAGAUAGAAAGACAAAGAUAGAAGUCUAUGUUGUACAUAUAUAUACAACAGGCAUGAGAUACCCGGAACAGAAUAACCUGAGCAGGGAGAACGAAUCCCUGGCGUCCAGCGUCAUUGAUGAAUUCCCGUGUCAGCAACAUAAUCGAAGUGAAAAUCACCAGUUCUCCCAAAUAACGUGAGGGAGAACUGUCCUCAUAAUACUCCAAUGGCCAGCAGCGCUUUGAGAAUGCCACCUUACCAAG